Molecule: messenger RNA, 3669 nt
Organism: Phyllopteryx taeniolatus (common seadragon)
Lineage: Eukaryota; Metazoa; Chordata; Actinopteri; Syngnathiformes; Syngnathidae
Gene: fbxw5
Product: F-box and WD repeat domain containing 5
Exons: 10
Coding region: 166-1980 (604 amino acids)
Biological process (GO): protein ubiquitination
Cellular component (GO): Cul4-RING E3 ubiquitin ligase complex; SCF ubiquitin ligase complex
Molecular function (GO): protein binding
Source: RefSeq, a predicted model, not a curated record
UAGGCCUUGUCGCUCCUCCGCUCUCUGUUGUUAUUUUUCCCAGGCGGCUAGCCGCUAGCCGCUCGCCAACAAGCAAAACUGUGAUCCAGCAGAAUGAGCAUGAACUGAGAAGUUAAAUCCAAUUGAAGUGAACUCAAUGUGUUGGAAUCAAUCCAGGAUGUUAGGAUGGAGUGUGGCUCAUUUUUGCCAGACAUUCUGGUGUUGGAGAUCUUCCUGCGUCUGCCCCACGAUGCCGUGCUGAGGGCGGGCCUCACCUGUCGCCAGUGGCUGGCCGUCUCCAGGGAUGAGUUUUUAUGGAGGGAGCUGUUCUACUCCUACUACCGCAUCCCCCGCGCCGUACCCCGACACCCAGCGGCCGUGUCGUGGUACAGGGAGUUCAAGCGUCUCUUUGACUGUAUCCCGUGUGUUGAGGUCCAAACGCUGAGGGAGCACAGUGACCAGGUGCUCCAUUUGGCCUUCUCCCACCGGGGCCACCGCUUCUCCUCGUGCUCCAAAGACUGCACUGUCAAGCUUUGGGACACGGAGCGGCACGAUGGCAACAUCUCGCUGGUGCACAGCUCCAGCAUGCGUCAGUUCAACUGGGGCUACACGCAGUUCUCGCAAUUCAACGCCGACGACAGCCUGCUGCUGGUGUCCGGCGUCUACCUGGGCCCGCACCACUCCUCCUCGGGGGAGAUCGCCGUCCUCAGUCUGGAAAACUACACACUGCUGUCGCGGGUGAGGAACAAGCCGUACGACGUGUUCGGCUGCUGGCUCAACGAGACGCACCUGAUCUCGGGCAACCUGCACUGGAUCGGCAACAUGACGUCCUGCUCCGUGCUCUGGCUCAACAAAGCCUUCCAGGAUAUCGAGUCGGAGAACGUCAACGUGGUGAAGCGUCUCUUCAAGAUCCAGAACAUCAACGCCAGCACCAUCCGCACCGUCAUGGUGGCCCACUGCCGCCGUCACGACAACCCCGACCUGCUGCUGGACUAUGACGCUCAGUCUCAGGCCCGCAGGCAGAAAAGCCAACAGCAACAGCAGCAGCACCAACCGCUCUUCUUCGACCUGGGAACGUCCGGCAGCGAGGAGGAAGACGAGGAGGACGCGGCGAGCCCGAGAGACGACAGAUGUCACGGCACGGCCGCCGCCAUCUCGAGCCUGGAGCACUUGAAGCAGAGUUGUAAGAAUAUGGAGCCCAGCCAGGUGGCCAUUGAGAGACAGGUGGCUCAGAUGAUGGGCCGGGUCUACACCAAAGCCCCAGACACAAACCUAAUGGAGACCUCCGAGCCCGGUGAAGGAGAGGACAAGACUUACUUAUUGUUUACCACUGGCAGCCUUACGUACUCUCCUCACCAGAUAGGCAUUAAGAGGAUCAAGCCGGACCAGAUGACCACCUCCGGACCCGUGCUCGGAGAAGAACGCAGCUCCGACGAGUUCUUCGACUCGCUGGACCACGUCAUCGAUAUCCACGGGCACAUCAUUGGGAUGGGCCUCUCUCCGGACAACCGGUACCUGUACGUGAACAGCCGGGCGUGGCCCGCGGGCUGCAUCAUCUCCGACCCCAUGUCUCCGCCCCCCAUCGCCGAGGAGAUCGACCUUCACGUGAUCGACCUGAAGAGUCUGAGGGAGGAGCGGCGCAGUCUUCGCGCCCACCGAGCCUUCACGCCCAACGACGAGUGCUUCUUCAUCUUUCUGGACGUCAGCAGAGACUUUGUUGCCAGCGGCGCUGAAGACAAGCACGGCUACAUCUGGGACCGCCACUACAACAUCUGCCUGGCGCGGCUGGCCCACGACGACGUGGUCAACUCUGUGGCGUUCAGCCCCGCCGAUCAGGAGCUGCUGCUGUCGGCCAGCGACGACGCCACCGUCAAGGUGUGGCGCUCCCCCCGCGCCGUACGCCUGGCGUGGGACGCCACCCGGCACACCCGGACCCACCGCCGCCCUGGCCUCUUGGCCUCCUGGCUCAAUCGCAGCAGGGGCCUCAACGGCAAGCCGUGACGGACGCCGCGUCAACACUGGGGGGGCGCCGUUUCCUAAGCGUGCAAGCAGACUGUUGAUAGCUUCGCUGUGAACAACUGUCACAAGACAUUUUUAACAGAAGACAAACAUUUUUUUUAACUUUUAUUCUUUGUUUCUUUUGAACAUCGCAUCCUUACGGACACAGACAUAACACUGGGGAAAUUGUUUUUAAUUGGGGCCACAUUAUAGAUAUAACAAACACAAAAGAUGGUCAUUUGUGGCCGCAAAGUACAAAUUUCUGACCACGUAAUAGAAUUUUGUGUGCUCGAAGUACUCAUUAGAGGCCAUCAAAUAGUAAUUUGAGCUCACAGUAUACAUGUACCAUGCACACAAAAUACUACUAUACGGCCACAAACUACGUAUAAUGUGCGCACAAAGUAUUAACUUGUGGUAACAAAAUAAUAAAUUGUGGUCACAAUAUAGAUAUAAUGUGGACACAAAAUAGAAAUUUGUGGCCAUGAAAUACAUGGGUAUAACGUAUGACCAUAAUAUGAACGUGUGGUCAUAAAAUACUAAUUUGUGGCCACAAAGUCGGUAUACCGUACACACGAAAUACCAAUUUGUUGCCCCGAAAUAAAUAGAAUGAAGAAUUUUCUUCCCAUGUCAUAUUUGGGGCCACGUAGCCCAGAGAGAAUUUUAACAAAAAAUAAGUUACAUUUUAGGUGGCACGGUGCAGACUUGUUAGCACAUCUGCCUCACAGUUCUGAGGACCGGGGGUUCAAAUCCCGGCCCCACCCGUGUGGAGUUUGCAUGUUCUCCCCGUGCCUGCGUGGGUUUUCGCCGGGCACUCCGGUUUCCUCCCACAUCCCCAAAACAUGCAUGGUAGGUUAAUUGGAAACUCUAAAUUGCCCUUAGGUGUGAAUGUGUGCACGAAUGGUUGGUUGUUUCUAUGUGCCCUGCGAUAGGCUGGCAACCAGUUCAGGGUGUACCCCGCCUUUCGCCUGAAGAUGGCUGGGAUAGGCUCCAGCAUGCCCGCAACCCUUGUGAGGAUAAAGCGGUACAGAAAAUGGAUGGAUGGAAGGUACGUUUUAUGUUGUUUGAACAUAAUAUCUCACAUUUUUGUGAUUUAUUUUUAAAAAAUGUGGGAAUGGCUGAGAGAAAAUUAAUCAUAUUGGGCCUGUCGUGUGUAGAAAAAGGGUAUUUGUUCCAUCUUCUUUUUCCGUAAUAUAGCAUGUAAUCCUCGGAGGAUGUUAGAAAAUGAACCCUCGAUGUCAUUUGUUAUUAACAGACAUGUUUCAAUAUAGAAUACAUCAGGUAAAUAUACUAUAUUGGGGGAAAAAAAAUAAGUGCAGAGGGACUUUCCCUAUAGAAACACUUGCAAGACAUCAUUAGGCACGCCUGCACCAUUUUGCCCCUCUCGUGUAGCCACAAUUUGAGAAACAAAAGUCAGGACAUUGUUCAAAUGUGACAAUGUCAGUCAAUGCUCCUGUUAAAAUUGCGCAGGUGUACCUAAUGCUGUGUCCAGUGGGUGGACAAUAGACCCUAAUUUGGUCAAAAGAUUCUCCUUUUUUUGUCUUUAAAAAACAUAAAGGUUUCCAUCCCUUGGUUGAAUGUAUGAUCAUUUUUUUGUUCCCUUGUUAAGUCCUUUUAGGAUUAUGCAGAUUUUGUUUCUUUGUUUUUACACAUAUUGACAUAUCCAAAAAUAAAUAUUGUAUGUAUUGAACAGCA